AUGUCGCAACACGCGCAUUACCAUCACGAAACCCAAGGAAACGAGAUGAUGAUGCGUGCCGCUGCCACUGGGUCCUCUGUUUCUUCCUCUUCGAUGCCGAUAAACUUUGAUUUCAGCAGAAAUGUCACCUUGUUUCGUUUCCAAUCCAACACCGGAUUCGAAUACUUUUGCGUUCUUUUGUUUACGUUUACGUUGGCGUACGUGCAAGAAUACAUCGCGUUUGUGAGGAAAAAAGAAGAAGUAGUGUUUGGUGCGAGUGUGAACGCGUCGAAUUCGGCGUACGAGAGUUUAAAAGACAACAACAACACGACUAAUGCGCUUCCUAAAGAUCAGCAUUAUUCGAACGCGAGGGUGUUGAAGCACACGGCGAAGUACGUAGCGCACGCGUCUGUCUCGUAUAUACUCAUGCUGUGCGUGAUGAGUUUGAAUUUUGGCGUCUUUGUGAGCAUUUUGUUAGGGUUAGGGGUUGGGAGUUUUACCAUUGGGGGUGGUGGUGGGAAACAUUUGUAUUACCAUCUUCGAUCUCGGAUAUCGUCGGACGUAUGUCAUCCGGUUUCGAGUUAG
This is a messenger RNA of Bathycoccus prasinos, 564 nucleotides long. RefSeq lists its product with no specific name. The coding region runs from base 1 to 564 and encodes 187 amino acids. Lineage: Eukaryota; Viridiplantae; Chlorophyta; Mamiellophyceae; Mamiellales; Bathycoccaceae. Gene Ontology annotation, molecular function: copper ion transmembrane transporter activity. Gene Ontology annotation, biological process: copper ion transmembrane transport; intracellular copper ion homeostasis. Gene Ontology annotation, cellular component: plasma membrane. The record is from RefSeq and is a predicted model, not a curated record. The transcript has a single exon.